AUGGCUCUCUCUCCGAGCCAUGUCGCAAGCCAGCUGCGACACUUGAUCUACUACCACCUCGAUAACAAUCUUAUUCGUAAUGCGCUCUUCCUUGCUGACCGUCUCCAUGCCUUCGAACCGCGAUCUUUCGAGGCGCAAUACCUGCUGUCCCUCUGCCACUUGCACAAUGGUGAGGUCAAGGCAGCCUUUGAGUGUAGCCAGCCUUCAGGCUCCCGUGGCUUACACGCCGGCUGUUCAUAUGUUUACGCGCAGGCUUGCCUUGAUCUUGGAAAAUACUUGGAUGGUGUAACGGCAUUGGACCGCAGCAAAAGUCUAUGGGCGUCUAAGAAUAACUGGAACAAACAUAGCGAAACACAACGGCAACAUUUGCCCGAUGCAGCUGCGGUCUAUUGCCUGCAAGGCAAGCUGUUCCAUGCCCACAAAGACUUGAACAGGGCCGUGGAUUGCUAUGUAGACUCGCUAAAACUCAAUCCAUUUAUGUGGGAUGCAUUCUUAGGUUUAAGUGCGACAGGUGUUAAUAUCAGAGUCCCUAAUAUCUUUCAACUCAGUCCCGAGCUACUUGCCAUGGUCUCUUCUUCCCAGGAGGAGCUGGACAUAUUAUCUGAUCACUUUAGUCCCACCGACGGGUCAUUUCCGAUGCCCACUACCGCCAACUCUGCGGCCGACCCUUUUUUGUCAUCUGCCGCGGUCACCGGCCACGAUGCAACAAAUGGUAGCUCUGCUCUCUAUGAGAAGCUCAAUUUGAGCUCGGUCAAUGCUCCAUCGGCACCGCCGCCAAUAAUUCAUGAGGGCAUGGAAACCCCUGGGCAGAGCAGCGGAUCAGAAGAGUUUCGGAUCGCAAAUGGAGUUACUGAUCUCUGGGAACCACCAUUGGCCCCUGCGAGAAAGAUCCGAACGAUUCAGGCAAUGAGCUUGGAUCACACAGGUCAAGCUUCCCAGAAAAUGCGACCCACCGGCAUCCGUCCUCGACCGAAGACAAGGACCGAACCAGAAGAACCGCCAGUUGCGCCAUCUGAGAGAGAGCCUCCACCAGCGCCACGAAUUGGCGAUCGUAAACGCACUGUUUCAGGUCAAGUCGCCCACCCUAUUCCUCCACAGCCGAUAGAACCCGGCGCACCUCAACGCCGCAGUGUCAGGCUCUUCAAUCAAAUCAAACCUACCACAAAAUUGUCCAGCAGCACCUUGACCGGAAGAGAUGGACGUGAAGUUAAAAAAGUUAGGAGUACAGCCUCCAAAACAAGGACUGGAUCGACUUCUACUGUUGGCCGUGUUGUUAGUGGCAACCGCAAACCAAUUGAGAGCCAUGACAGCGAUGGCAAAGAUCACCACCGUGCAACAUCCAUACCCCCCGUCCCCCCUUUGCCCAGAAAUGCCGAAAAAACGAAAGAGGUCGAGGCGCUCAGUUGGCUUUUGGGUCUCUUCACAAAACUUGCCUCGGGGUAUUUCUCCCUGAGUCGAUACAAGUGCACAGAUGCUGUUCAGCACUUCAAUUCCCUCUCACAGGGACAGCGGGAAACACCUUGGGUCCUGGCUCAGCUUGGUCGGGCCUUUUUUGAACAGGCGAUGUAUGCAGAUGCUUCCAAAUACUUCUCAAGAGUUCAAUCCUUAGCGCCUUCUAGGCUCGAGGAUAUGGAAAUCUACUCGACUGUACUAUGGCACUUGAAGAACGAUGUGGAACUUGCUUAUUUAGCGCAUCAGCUUCUGGAGGUCGAUCGACUCUCCCCGCAGGCCUGGUGUGCGAUUGGCAACUCAUUCUCCCACCAGCGAGAUCAUGAUCAAGCGCUUAAGUGUUUCAAGCGUGCAACGAUGUUGGACCCUGAGUUUGCAUAUGCAUUCACCCUUCAGGGCCAUGAGUAUGUUGCGAAUGAAGAGUAUGACAAGGCACUUGAUGCCUAUCGCCACGGCAUUAAGGCCGAUGCUCGACACUACAAUGCAUGGUACGGCCUCGGCACUGUUUACGAUAAGAUGGGCAAGCUGGACGAAGCCGAACAGCAUUUCCGCAAUGCCGCGAUGAUUAACCCCACUAAUGCAGUCCUCAUUUGCUGCAUUGGACUAGUCUUGGAGAAGAGUGAUAAUUCCAAGACCGCGUUGGUUCACUAUGAACGGGCGUGUUCCCUAGCACCACACUCCAUCCUAGCACGAUUCCGCAAGGCUCGUGUGCUGAUGAAACUUCACGAAGACAAGUUUGCACUGGCAGAACUCAAAGUUCUCAAAGAUAUGGCCCCCGACGAGGCAAAUGUGCACUACCUUUUGGGCAAGUUGUAUAAAACCCUCCACGACAAGGCCAAUGCAAUCAAGCACUUCACAACGGCUUUGAACUUGGAUCCGAAGGCUGCACAGUUUAUCAAGGACGCGAUGGAGUCCAUAGAUGAUGACGAGAUGGAGGAUGACGAUAUGGCAUAG
Messenger RNA from Penicillium longicatenatum, 2403 nucleotides. Its product is annotated as anaphase promoting complex subunit bimA. The record is from RefSeq and is a predicted model, not a curated record. Lineage: Eukaryota; Fungi; Ascomycota; Eurotiomycetes; Eurotiales; Aspergillaceae. The transcript has 4 exons. Gene Ontology annotation, molecular function: protein binding. Gene Ontology annotation, biological process: cell division. Bases 1 to 2403 code for a protein of 800 amino acids.